GCCAGCCUACAACAAGGACAAACAAACGCAAGUACUCAUCAAUAAAUCCGGGCCUUCUGUCGUGCCCCGGGCCGCCCUUGCUCUGCACCGAGGCUCGGCAGGGGUGGAGUGGCCCUUACACUUCGUUUCAUAUUUGCGAGGAUGACAGUUCUUCCAGCAGCUGAUGCACCAAUCCCCAUCUUCACCACCCUGAAAGAAGUGUAUGGCAGUCUCGCGACAGCAGCCAAACACGCAGAACGCUGGGACGAGCUUGUCAGAGAAUUUGAGACCAAGUUCAGUCACAAACCUACCUAUAUCGCCCGAGCCCCAGGCCGAGUCAACCUCAUUGGUGAACACAUAGAUUAUGCGGACUUCGGUGUUUUUCCAGCCGCUAUAGAGCAUGAUAUUCUCAUUGCUUGUGCUCCGCGGCCAGCGCCUACCGCUACCGCGCAUCCUGAGGGUUAUUCGCCAGGCUCUGUCGUAGCUGAGAACCUUCACACUCGUUACACACGCCAGGUCUUCUGGCCGACUCGCCGUCACACGCUUGGCGACGACGUUCCCCUUGACGCUGUGCGCGUCGCCCCCUGGCACUUGGACAUCGAUAAAAGCGAGCUACGAUGGGAAAGUUAUGUCAAGGCGGGAUAUUAUGGUGUUCUGAAUCACUUCUUCUUUCCAUCGUCCAUAUCCCCCGUUCCUGUCCCUGUUGAUAUUCUUGUAACUGGAAAUGUCCCUCCUGGUUCUGGUCUUUCAAGCAGUGCGGCCAUGGUCGUCUCGAGUACGCUGGCAUUUUUAGCAGUCAAUGGUAUUUUUGACGGGGAAAAGGCCCCAACCAAGGGUGAGCUGGUAAAUAUUGCAGUGGAAAACGAGAGACGAGUUGGGGUGAACAGUGGAGGGAUGGACCAAUCGGCUUCCGUGAUCGCUCUUCCUGGCAGCGCACUAUAUGUUUCAUUCGUGCCUUCCCUUCAUGCGGAGCCAAUCGUACUUCCGCGCGACGCCGUGUUUGUCUGUGCUAAUAGUCGUCCAAAACUUCCUGACAGAUUUAAUCUCGGCGACAGCCUAGUCGUCUCCAAUAAAGCAGAAAGCGCUAAACACCACUACAACCUCCGUGUUGCGGAGACCCUCGCAGCUGCCCGCCUCCUCUCUCAUCGUCUUAAUCUCCAAGUCGACUCCAUAGACGGCGAAAACACGAAGCGGCACCUCGUCACCCUACGUGAAGUCCUCGCUCGGAAGAGCGGCUUCUAUCGAGAUGAGCAAGAUGCACAGUUGGAAGAUCUUGUGCUGCUCCAGAAAGGAUUGGUGGACAUGUUGGAAAUUGCUAUGGACUAUCUGUUGCCAGAGUUUGGUGAUAGAACAGAUAUCUCCCUAGAUGAGAUGAUUGGCAAGAGCGGGAUGGGUGAGGCAGAAUUUAGGGAGUUGUAUCUUUUGGGGGUGGACGUGGAGACAACUAACUUUGAGCUGUAUCUCCGUGCUCGGCACGUUUUUGAAGAGGCGCUCAAAGUGCUCAAAUUUAGGGAGGUCUGCUUAGCUGGAGGAGGUGCAGUUUUUUCCUUGGGCAAUGAAGAAUCCAAGCUCCAGACCCUCGGUAAACUGAUGAACGAGUCGCACGACAGCUGCCACAGGCAAUUCGACUGCUCCCAUCCGAAAGUGAACGACCUCGUCCGUGUCGCGCGGAGCUUUGGGGCAGUGGAGACAGGACGAGGAAAGGGGAGAAUAUAUGGGAGUCGUAUGACCGGCGCUGGCUGGGGUGGUUGCACCGUUUCUCUCGUACAUCGAGACGAUGUUGAAGCGUUUAUCAUGCACGUGAAAAAGAAAUAUGCGUCAUAUGAGGGCAUGAGCGAGGACGACCUUGCAAGCUGUGUAUUUGCGACGGAGCCGGGGAUGGGCGCGUGUGGUGAUUUUUGAUUUUGGUUUUGAGAAUUCUUGGGUGUGCUGAUGAUGUUCCUUGGACAGUGUUCAAGUUAACAGAUUGACCACCAGACUGGAAAGCCGGUCAGGGUUCGAUCACUAUGCUGGUAGUCUUUUGAUCGUUGUCGAUUCAAGAAGAACCCACGAAGGCACCACUCGGGUGUUGGUUGCUGAGAGGCUUGGGGAAGGAUACACGAAUUGUACUUACUAGUUUUGGAACUACAGGAACUUUGCCUUAUGUCGGAGUGAUGGUGUAUGACUUGGCCUUGCAGUCUUUUCUCGGAAUCGAAACAUUUGAGGCAUCGAUCAAUGCACAUUGCAGACCGUUUUCUCCUGAGUCUGUGCCUGGUAGUGAUUAAUCCUUGCACGAAUCGAUGUUAGAAACUACAUAAAUAGCUGACAAGUAUAGCAACACUUCCGAAAUCCA
This is a messenger RNA of Suillus plorans, 2311 nucleotides long. Its product is annotated as ribosomal protein S5 domain 2-type protein. Gene Ontology annotation, molecular function: galactokinase activity; ATP binding. The transcript is spliced from 10 exons. Gene Ontology annotation, biological process: galactose metabolic process. Lineage: Eukaryota; Fungi; Basidiomycota; Agaricomycetes; Boletales; Suillaceae. The record is from RefSeq and is a predicted model, not a curated record. The coding region runs from base 142 to 1881 and encodes 579 amino acids. Gene Ontology annotation, cellular component: cytosol.